AUGGCGACGAUAAAGUCGUUCCUGUUGGGGCUGCUGGUAGUCCACCAUACCCGAUGGUCCUUGGCACAAACCCAGACUUCUGUCUCUAUCUCUGCCAAUGGACAGCGUCCCAUCGCCUACAACAUCGUCAGCGGGCCCGCGGACGCCACCGCUAUCGCCGGGUCGUACGACAGGUUCGGGCAGUACCAACAAACAGCCAGCUACGUCCGACCUGGGGUAGGGAAACGAGACGUCCCCAUUCCGGUCAUACCGUUUAGACCUAGGACCAACGCAUUCUCUUUCAGUACUUCUGAACCUGCACAAGGACCGUUUGGUGGUCAGGGAGAAGCCUUUGCCCCGCCACAAGGAGCAUUUGCUCCCGCCAGUAACGCGGCUCCUUUUAAUUUGUAUGGUCUUCCUGAAAGCUCGUCUUCGGGUGAUGAUUUGUCGACUAUUUAUGUAGGCAAUGCUCCUGCUCCUCAGCCGGUGUAUGGACUUCCAGCUGCAGCACCACCUCCACCCCCACCACCACCCCCACCACCACCGCCACCACCACCUCCACCUCCUCGACCACCACCACCACCUCCGCCACAACCGGCUCCAGAGUAUGGUCCUCCUGCUCCCUACUCUCCUCCGGCCUUUGCCCCACCACCUCCACCUCCACCACCUCCACCACCACCACCACCACCACCACCCCCUCCACCUCCACCUCCUCCACCAACACCACCACCACAACCGGCUCCAGAGUAUGAGUAUGGUCCUCCUGCUCCCUACUCUCCUCCGGCUUUUGCCCCACCACCACCUCCACCUCCACCCCCACCUCCACCUCCACCCCCACCUCCACCUCCACCUCCUCCACCUCCUCCACCACCUCCGCCACCACCUCCGCCACCCCCACCUCCACCACAACCGGCUCCAGAGUAUGGUCCUCCUGCUCCUUACUCUUCUCCGGCUUUUGCCCCACCACCUCCUCCACCACCACCGCCUCCACCACCGCCUCCUCCUCCACCUCCACCUCCUCCUCCACCACCAAGACCCCACAGCCAGUACGGAGUCCCUGAUAGUUUUAGAGAAGAAUUUUCUCCACCAGCUGGAUCUAGUUUUGCAAACGCAAUCUUCGUCCCCGCACCCAGCCAAGAUGUGCAGCCUGAGGGGGAGUUCGCGCCCCCGGCUUCAGGAUUUAUUCCCCCUGAAGGUGCCCUUCUAUCUCCUCCGGCAACUUUUGGAAACCAGAUAGUACCCAGCCCAAGAUAUCCUUUAAGAAGAUCGGGGUAG
Macrosteles quadrilineatus (aster leafhopper) is the source of this 1254-nucleotide messenger RNA. RefSeq lists its product as uncharacterized. The transcript is spliced from 3 exons. Bases 1 to 1254 code for a protein of 417 amino acids. The record is from RefSeq and is a predicted model, not a curated record. NCBI's taxonomy places the organism in Eukaryota, Metazoa, Arthropoda, Insecta, Hemiptera, Cicadellidae.